Messenger RNA from Polistes canadensis, 715 nucleotides. RefSeq lists its product as uncharacterized. NCBI's taxonomy places the organism in Eukaryota, Metazoa, Arthropoda, Insecta, Hymenoptera, Vespidae. The record is from RefSeq and is a predicted model, not a curated record. The transcript is spliced from 4 exons. Bases 18 to 530 code for a protein of 170 amino acids.
AUCAAAUUAAUCAUAAAAUGUAUUCUGAAGAUCCAAUAAAGUAUGAAUCAGACUCACAAAAUCAUGUAUCUAUAUGGACAAAACAAGCUCGGAAGAGAAUACAGGAAUACGCUAGACUCUGGAGGGCUCGACAUAUCUUAGACGCUAUAUCUUUUAUUAAUGAAUUAUUUGUGGAUAGCUCAGAAAUUGAAAUAUUGAGUCUCGUUAAUGUCAUUGCAAGAAGAUUGAAAUUUUUAGGUGUCCCAGACUCUUCGGAAAACAAACAAAAUGAUAUUGGCUAUAAUGAGAACAAAUUAUUUCUAUUGAAUCAAAGACACGACGGUAUUUACCAUUGCUGUACAUUUUGUUCGAGUGGUGGAAAAAAAGAUAUUGUCUGUGCCUGUGGAGGAAAAAUUCCUGGUGGAUAUCAUGGAUGUGGACAUGGACAUGUUGGUCACCCUGGUUCUAAUCAUUGGUCUUGCUGUGGAUCACUUUUACGAGAUGGAUGUUGUUUAAUAACUCGAAGAUAUAAAUACCAGUUUUUACUGUAAUACUUACUGUAUGUCCUGUCGAUAUUUGGUUGAAGAUAUUAGCUGCGAGUACUUCUGAUAGAUAAUAUUAUUACAUUAAUUAUUAUUAUCUAUGUUUUAUAUGUAAGUGUAUAAAUACAUAUUAUUUUCAUUAUAAAUUUACAUAUAUACAUAUAUAAUUGUUAUUCAUAACAAUUUGCAAGUAC